AUAUUCUCCUCUGCUAAAGCCUUCUUUUUCCUGAGUCUGCUCCAUAUACAACCAUGUCUCUCCUUUUUCCGUCUCUUGUUCCUCCUUUUGUUUUCACCUGUUUGCUUAUUUUCUUGCUCACAGGUAACUCCUCAGUACUUUCUCAAGCCAAAACCACCAACACUACUCGCUCACACAUUCAGCUUUCCAUUGAUUACUACACAAAAUCCUGCCCUCAGGUGGAGCAACUCAUUGGCUCCAUCACUUCCCAACAGUUCAAAGAUGUUCCUGUCUCUGCUCCAGCCACCAUUCGCCUGUUCUUCCAUGACUGCUUUGUAGAAGGUUGUGAUGGGUCUGUUUUGAUAUCCACCGAACCUGGAAGCAACGUGCUGGCAGAGAAGGAAGCUGAGGAUAACAAGGACCUAAGGACGGAGGCCUUUGAGACCAUAACAAAAGCAAAGUCCCUGGUGGAGAGCGAGUGCCCUGGAGUUGUAUCCUGUGCAGAUAUUCUUGCAAUUGCAGCCAGAGAUUUUAUCCACUUGGCAGGAGGACCUUACUACCAAGUGAAGAAGGGAAGGUGGGAUGGAAAGGUAUCGAUGGCAUCCAUGGUUUCUUCCAAUCUCCCACGCGCAAAUUCAACCGUCAAUCAACUGAUCGACCUCUUCACAUCCAAAGGGCUAGCCCUGGAGGACCUGGUGGCGCUCUCCGGUGCCCACACGAUCGGAUUUGCCCAUUGCAGGCACUUCUUGAGCCGGCUCUACAAUUACGAAGGCACCAACAAAUCUGAUCCGAUCAUCGACCCGAGACUCCUCGAGGCCCUGAGAAUGUCGUGCCCACAUUUCGGCGGCAACACAGACAUUGCUGCUCCGUUUGAUGUCAGCACUCCGUUCUUGUUCGAUCAUGCCUAUUUUGCAAAUCUGGAGGCUAAAUUGGGAUUGCUGGCUUCGGAUCAAGCUCUGUUUUCGGACGCCAGGACGCAGCCUCUGGUUCAGGCUCUGGGGAUGGAUAAGCAAAGGUUCUUCCAAGCGUUUUCAGCAGCAAUGGAGAAGAUGGGGUCGAUAGAGGUCAAGAGAGGAAGAAGACAUGGGGAGAAGAGGAAAGUUUGUAGCAUGCACGCUUGAAGCUUGUGGGUGAUUUUUGAUAUUAACGCAGUGGCUUUUGUGAAUGCUCCCUUUUCUUCUUUUCUUUUUUUUGAAUGUUUUGUUGAGAAAACUUGUGAAUUUUAUUGUUCUAAUUACCAAAAAAAAAAGCUAGUCCCCAUUGUUAUGUUAUAUUGAUUUUUCUUUUCAAAAAAAUUUAAUCUAAUUU
This is a messenger RNA of Rubroshorea leprosula, 1287 nucleotides long. The record is from the annotation of a GenBank genome assembly. NCBI's taxonomy places the organism in Eukaryota, Viridiplantae, Streptophyta, Magnoliopsida, Malvales, Dipterocarpaceae.